AGGCUUCAGCCCACUGUCAGUGUCACCUGUCACCCCAACAAAAAUUCAAAAACGCAAUAAAAAUAAUGCAUUACGAGGUAAAAUAAGCCCCAAAAUGAGUGCUAUACUUAAAUUCAUCCGUGAAAACCACAUACUAGCCAUAAUCGAACAGGCAAUCGCGAAAAAGAAGUCGCGAUUAAGUUUAAACGCGUUCGAAAUGGUCGAAAUACCGAGUAUGCUGUUCGAAUGUCUGGACCUAGAACACCUUUACUUGCAUAAAAAUAAAAUAACAAUUAUUCCGGUGGAGUUAACGGAAUUGACAAACUUGACUACACUCACUUUAGAUUACAACAACAUAACCGCUUUACCGCCUGAAAUACGAAAUCUUAAAAACCUUGUGAAUCUAAACCUUAGUUACAAUCCGCUAGAGGUUUUGAUACCUGAGAUUGGCGAGUUGGAAAACCUCGAGGCGUUCUGGUGUAACAGGAUAGGGUUAAAGGAGAUCCCGAAGGAGAUCGGCAAUUUGGACAAGCUGGAUACGUUUGGCGCGCGGGGCAAUGAACUGAAAACCAUUCCUGAAGAAAUGACGGGGCUCACGAAAUUGAGGUGGCUGACUCUGGAGAACAACAAAAUAGAGACUCUGCCAGAGUCUAUGGACAAGAUGGAAGCCCUGGUCCACUGCAACCUGAGGAACAACAAGCUCCAGGAGUUCCCUGCAUCAUUGCUCAACUGCUCUGAGCUCAUGUACUUGCAGCUUAACAGCAACUUGAUUACAGCCCUGCCCGAAGAUUUUGAAACCAUCGUUUCAUCAUCGAUGGAAAUGAUUGACCUGAGACUGAAUCCGAUAUGCGAAUCCCACUAUACGGAGCAUCCGCUGGUGCGCUACACGGAGGACAUGCCGCUGCCGGAGGUGACCAUCACGGACCUGUCGACCACGCCGUCCAGCAGCUCGAGGCACGGCGCGCAGGCGCUCGCCAUCAACGCCACCGCGCUGCGCCUGCCCGCGGUGCCGGCCGCCAGGAACCCCGACCCGCUCGUCAUCGAGAUGGAUUUAGACACUUCGUCGGUGGAAUCGUCCGAAGACUGGGAGAACAGCGUGGACAGUUCGGAGUUAGAUGUGCAGUAUCAAAGCGAUGACGAACGUGUCGACAAUGAGAUCGCUCAAUUCUUCCAGGCGGUUGGCAUGGUGUUGCCAGAACUAUCCCGGUACGCGUCCACAGCCAGUUGAACAUCCCACUGGCAAAUCAGGAAACAUGGGAGUAAUGACGUCAUUAUUUAUUCUUUAUCCCGGAAACAGCAGCUGAUUUUUUUUAUUACACUCUAAGUUUAAGAGUUGCCAGUAAUCCUUGGGAUAUUAAUAUUUAAACAUUUCUGCCAAAUAUUAAUGUCUAAAUACACAAUUUUUGAAAUUUUCUAAAUACUUGUACUACUGUAGUUUAAUAUACUAUGUCUGAUUAUUCUAUUGUAAGCUAGCAUAUUGACACUAUGUAAUUCCUGUAUCGUUCAAUAGAAUAUGGAUUUUUGUCUGUGGUUCAUAAGAGACUUUAAGCACCACAGCAAAUACUUUGUGGAUUAUUCCUUUUGGGGUAUAUAUAAUCGUGGACCUAUUUAUUAUAUCUGUAGUGUAUACGAAUAUGUAACUAUAUAUGACAUUUUUCUUAUUGAAAUGUGCAUUUUUUGACACUAAAAUAUUUUUUUUAUUAUUUAAACUUUGAACAUUAUGAGUUUUUAAUUAUCAGACUCAGUGGUAUUUUGUAUAUUUUGGUGUUAAAAUAACUUAGUUUGUCAAUAUUAAAAUUUUGUAAUAAUAUUGUCGUGCGGAUUUGCAUUAACUGAACAAAACAAAAUCCAAAAAUCUUGGGUGAGUAGAAUUUUAACUUAAAAUAAAUUUUAUUAUAAAUAUUUAAUUCUAUGCUCAGGGUCGGCCUCAGACAAAUACCAGGGCCCAAGGCCUCCCUGCUUAUUGAAGAGACUAAAAGCGUCUUGGCAAUGGAACUGCCAUGAAUUUAAAAAACUAAAAAAAAACUUAUGCGAAAUCUAUCUAAAGGCAGUCUGCUUAUUAAAUUUUCAUAUUAAUGAAAAAAUAACAUUUAAAAUUGCCAAACUUAAAGUAUUAAAUCAAUCGUGCUAUUGAUCAGGGUAAUUUUGAUUGGGCAUGCAUGUCUUUUUGGCAAGCGAAUUGAAAGUAGAAAAAAAGAAACGCGCCUAAAUCAUUUUGGACGGAAUAAAUUUAAUUAAAAAUGUAAAGUGUUUAUGCUUAUAAAUGACAUUACUAUAGUGGUUUGGUUUUUUUGUAAUCCUGAAAUAUGGUUUGGAUUGAAUGUAAAGGCAAAUUUUCUUUAAAAAAGAAACUAUUUGUAUUUAAUUAAGUGAUUGAAAUCUCGAAUUUUAUAUUCAGUAAAAUUUCAAACGUGUAAAAUAUUUUUUCCUGUGUAUAUUUAAGUAGAUAUUGUGAUCAUUUUCAAAAUAUAACUACUAUUUUUUAACAUCUACAUUUUUUUAUAUCUUAAAAUAAUUUUUGCAAGUCUCAACAGGGACGUACUCAGAUUCAUGUAUAGGGGAACAUAACAUGAACUGAAGUUUUGUAGGGCAAAAUAUACUUGGCAAUUUAUUAUGUAUAGGUGAACAGCAUUUUACCUCGCUCCGCUUUAUUCGGUAAGGUUAGUGUCAGUAGACAAGUACCAAUGAAUUAAAUAUGUAUGUCCAAAUUAACUUAUAAUAUAUACAUUUUUUAAUUAAUAUUACUGAACAUUAUUCGAAUAUUUUCAUGUUAAUGAGCCACAAUGUAUUCACUCUACAUAAUCUCUAUGGAAAUUCAAGUCUUGUAUAAUUAAAGGCUAUGAUUGUAUUGUAUCGAAUACUAGAAAAUAGCGCUACUUAAGACGUAUAGAAAAAUCUAUUCUAAAAAAUAUUGGAGCAUUUUAUGUGUACCUUCAGACCAGUAAACAACUAUUUGUAUUGUUUUUGGAUAUUAUAUCGAAUAAACGCGCACAAUUUUUGAGAUUAAUCAUUCUCGGAUGGAAUAUCACGGGGGUCAUUCUUUGGCCCCUGCCCCAUCUCCAAAUACGCGCCUGUUUGGAAAAAGAACUAAUUUGCAAAUGUGAUAUCACGUGUUGGUGUGUGUGUAUUUUUUUAUAUAUUGAAUAUCGUGAUAUUAUGGGUAAAAAUAAUUUCUUUUGUAAUGUAUGUAUAAGCUUUAAUAUUUCGAUGAUUUUAAUGCCCAUAAUGUAAUAUCAUUUAGCUUAAAAGACACUAAUUUAAAUAUUUCCUAUGUACGGAAGGUAUUCUUCGGUAGAAAAUGUGGACAUUUUUGUAUAUCUCAAAGCAAGGUUUUCUUGCAUUACAAGCUAUCUGUCCUCCUUAUAUGGGGAUUACUUAUUGUAUGGUAGACAUGGACGGUUUAAUAUCAUUAUUGUAAGGGUAUGUAACACGAUAUAUCAAAAUAAAAAUAUCUGUUUGGA
Messenger RNA from Manduca sexta (tobacco hornworm), 3440 nucleotides. RefSeq names its product leucine-rich repeat-containing protein 2. The record is from RefSeq and is a predicted model, not a curated record. The transcript is spliced from 6 exons. NCBI's taxonomy places the organism in Eukaryota, Metazoa, Arthropoda, Insecta, Lepidoptera, Sphingidae. Gene Ontology annotation, molecular function: protein binding. Bases 95 to 1207 code for a protein of 370 amino acids.